CCUCGGAGGAGCGCAUAGCGACGAGACAAUAGAGGCAGUUAUCUCUCAACAUGUGCAGUUUAGAAGAGAAUCAAUGAUCUCACAUGUCACUCCAGCGCCCAAUGAAGGUAAUGAUUGACCCUGCGGCACCAAUCCUUCGACAAGCCUCCUCCACACGCAUCUCAUCAUGACGACACGAUGCUGGAUGUGUCGCUGGGCGACUGUAGGAGGUAUAAAUGCGUCAAUAUGGGCAGGCGCAUAGGAGCAUACCAUAGCCUUUUUACUACAGCAUAGAAGCUUCACAUUGGCUGCUUCAUAAUCACCUACUAUCCCAACACACAUCCCAGUCAUGGAGGCGAUCAAGGACGCAAUCUUCAGCAACACCUUCGACCCCGACACGGAGAUUCCAGAUCUCAGCGGCAAGGUCUACGUCGUCACCGGCGGCUCAGCAGGCAUCGGCUUCGGUAUCGUCGCACAUCUUCUCCAGCACAAUGCCCAGAAGAUCUACCUUCUCUCACAAAGCGAACAACACGCUGCCGAAGCACAAGAUGCACUGAAGCACUGGGGCGACGCCAGCCGGGUCGAAUGGAGGCAAUGCAACCUCGAGUCCUUCAAGCAGACAGACAAGGUCGCGAGGGAGCUGUCAAAGGAGCUGGACAGGCUCGAUGCCCUGAUCUGCAAUGCUGGUCUUGGUGUCGGCGUAUACAACGAGAGCGAGGACGGUCUGGACACACACAUGCAGGUCAAUCACUUCGCCCAGGCACAUCUAAUGCUCACACUGCUGCCCAUCCUGCAGAAGACACCCGACUCACGCCUUGUUUCUCAGUCCUCCGACCUCCACCGUCCAGCAAGCAGCGAUAUCAAGUUCGCUUCCAUCGAGGAGAUGAACCAGGACAUCGGCGCCAUGCAGCUGUACAACCGCACGAAGUUGGCCCAGGUCAUCUUCCUUCGCGAGCUGCUGCUGCGCAUCAAGGCUGGUCAGUUCGGCAAGGUUACCGGCAACACGGGUCUACCCUGGAUCAAUGCCACACACCCUGGAGGUGUCGUAACAGACCAGCAAGACCAGGCGAUCGAGGCAUACGGCACGCUCGGCAAGGUCGGUGUUGCCGCUGUACGGCCGCUGAUGAAGGACCCAGUCAAGCAAGGGUGCCGCCCCAUCCUGUUCGCUGCAACACAUCCGGACAUCGUUAAGGAACAGGUGCAAGGCGGGUACAUCGUGCCUGACCGCAAGGUCACAGAGCCGUCAGACCAGUCGAAGAGCCCAGUUCUCGGACUUAACCUCUGGAAGCUGACCAAGCAAAUCCUCGAGCAGAAGAUUGGUAACCUGCCAUACACGAUGCAGGACGACGAGGUGAACCCGAGGCACUUGAAGGAGCAAGGUCUCAUUAGCUAAGCAGUGGCAGCCAAGAACUGUCAGUAUUAUAGAUAUCAGCAUAACGACGUUAUG
Messenger RNA from Macroventuria anomochaeta, 1426 nucleotides. RefSeq names its product NAD(P)-binding protein. Lineage: Eukaryota; Fungi; Ascomycota; Dothideomycetes; Pleosporales; Didymellaceae. The transcript is spliced from 2 exons. The coding region runs from base 329 to 1372 and encodes 347 amino acids. The record is from RefSeq and is a predicted model, not a curated record.